Messenger RNA from Fundulus heteroclitus (mummichog), 4049 nucleotides. It is a transcript of the gene bahd1, whose product is annotated as bromo adjacent homology domain containing 1. The record is from RefSeq and is a predicted model, not a curated record. Lineage: Eukaryota; Metazoa; Chordata; Actinopteri; Cyprinodontiformes; Fundulidae. The coding region runs from base 533 to 3019 and encodes 828 amino acids. The transcript is spliced from 7 exons. Gene Ontology annotation, molecular function: chromatin binding.
GGGACGGGAACGUGUGUGCCGCUCUGCGCUGCGGCGUGGCCCUUUAAGAAACUCCAUGUUCUCGCUUCAUGAUGCGUCAACAUAAAAAGCGGAUGAUGCUGUUAUGUAAAACAUGCCAAAGUCAGCCGGAGUUUGCAGGAUCUGCGCUCAGGGCCUCGGCCGCUUUUUAAAACUCAUCCGCUGCAGUUUGAAGCGUCACGCGUGGAUUUUUUUUUUUCAUCCCCCUCGCUGCGUGGAGUUUGGAGCGCGGAAGGCAAUAAAACAGGCUUGCGUUCCGACCAGCUCAACGCGAGUCGCCCCUCCGCUCGGUUUUCCUCCUUCAUUCGUGGGAAGCUCAUACACCUGACGCAUCUCCGUCCGCGUCCUCUGGAGCCGAUCCGGGGCUGGUUUUAAAGGAUCGAUCCGCUUCCGUGGCUGCGGGUUCCGGGGGCCGAUUCCCGUCUGCGAAGCGAUCAAUGACGACCUGAAACCCUCUGUUGUAGGACCUGUGGAGCACGAGAUUUCGGCACAUCUGCUCACUGAUGCUGAGACCAUGGUGAAAGCUCAACAGGGCCAGCCGGUGAAAUGCAGGAAGCUCCUGAAGAAGAACGCAUUCAAGAAAAGGAUUGGGAAGAAGGAGCUUAGUGAAAAGCUAAAGAGAGACAUUAAAGGUUUCCGUCACAGGAAGACAUCCGGAGCGGCGGGUAAUGGAGAUGCAUUAGCCUGUUGCGUUCUGCUGACCCGUCUGGAUGAGAAGGGAGUCGUCGGUAAAGAAAAACAUGCAAAAUCCAAGAUGCGAAAGACUGCUAAGGUCAAAAAGAAGGAGUGCUCUGAUCCAAGAGUGACCAAAUCUGGACUAAUGUCAGCUUCCAGAGCCAAUCAGCAAACUCUGGAACCAAAAACCACCCAAGAGGACGCCUUACUCAUGUUCACCUCCCCCGCUGUUGAGCCUCGAAGGAGAAGAAUGGCCUCUCUCAAUGCUGAGGCUGUCAACAGUUUGCUGCUCUACAGAAGCGGUUCGAUGGUGACAAAUCUCACAAAGAAACUGCAACCUUUGGGCAAAGACGCAGACAGGGAUGUCCCUAAAGCCAAAAGUGUUUCUGCGGGAGAGAAAGGAGCCAAAAAACAGAAGAGGCCAAAAGAUCAGACGGAGAGCAUUGACUGGUUGAGUUUGUUUGCUCCCACACCGCGACGUCAGGCGGGUCUCACUGCUGCAACGCUGCUCAGACUCACCAGCGCCCAGUACAAAACCAAACGGCAGAAGAAGACAGAGUCCAAGCCGGAGGUGAGGCACGAACCCACAGAAUCCACUCCGAACGGCCUAAAUCCUGACCCCGUCUGCGAAGGAACAACGCUGACCAAAAAACGAAGACCACACACGAGAUUAGAAGAGCCGCUUAAGCACAGAAAUCAGGGCACAGAGUUUCAGGCUCACCCCAAGCUGAGCUGUGCCUCUCAGGGCUGCUGCAGUCUUUGUCAGACAGAGUGGGAGAGUGCCACGGGGGGCCAGGGCUGUGUCAAACAUGCCUUCCAGUGUGGUUCCUCGUUGGGGUUCCCCUUGAAAACAAUCAAAGAGGAGCAGAUGGAGACGGAAGUGACCUCCUGCUUCUGCUGCUCCCAGGAGAGAUGCGUCGAGUACUGUCACAGACUGGCCCUCUUCCUGGAGGACAAGACCUUUAAGGAGCCAGAGGACGACUCACAGUCCGAGGUGUUCCACCACCACCACCACCACCAUCAUCACCACCACCACCACCACCAUCUCCAAACACCCCAUUCUGUAGCCCACCCAGCAGCCAUAACCAUAAGCCCCCACACGUACACGUGUUACCCGGGCUACUACGUCCACUUCAGCCAUCCAGACAGCCCGCCUUCUCCUAUACCGCCCCUCUCGUUAUGCCAGAGGGGCAGCAAGAGGCCGAAGCUGCUCCCCAGCACAGGUCCGCAACCCUCAGGGAUCAGACAUCCAGUUUACUGCUGCACUUCAGUGGAGGCGUGCUACGGAGAGCCCUGCAGAAUCAAUGGCUACUCCUAUUCCAGUGUGAUUCCUGCCAUCACCAGAGGAGGGUGCCGCUUCAGCCCCAAAGACUGCACCAAAUGUAACCAAGGCAUCAAAAGAGAAGAAUACUCAUCAAGCCUCAGUGAUCACCACAGUCCGUCCUCCAUCCCUAUCUGUCCCAGCCCCCGAGUACUCACUGGCUGCCCCAUUCCCACUGUGCCUCCAGCCGGCCAAUCAGUGCCCCACGUUCAGACUCCGCUAUCCGACCCCAGCCAACCCCAGCCCCCGCUGCAGGUGGCCAAGGAGUGUCCACAGAGUGCCAAGCCGCCCAGCGGCUCGAGGUCUGGAGCCCGCGGGGGUCUGGCCGUCUCCCCUCUGAACCGGGACAAGAAGCAGAGGCUCGGCUCUGUCGCCGUCGGGGGGCAAACGGUUCCCAAGCAGCCGAAGAACAGCCGGCAAAAAUCCACAAACGGCUGGAGGUCGCUGGGCUUGCCCUUUGAGAAGGAGGUUUUUGUCGUUGGGGAGGAAAGUCCGGUUCUGAGGAAGUGUUUUGAGGGAAUCCGCAGGGACGGGGACGUGAUUCGUGUCAGAGACACCGUUCUGCUGAAGUCUGGGCCCCGAAAGAAGUCUCUGCCUUACGUGGCCAAGGUGUCUGCCCUGUGGGAGGAGCCAGAGUCAGGAGAGCUGAUGAUGAGUUUGUUUUGGUAUUACCGCCCAGAACACACGCAGGGAGGGCGCAACCCCACCAUGCAUUGUGAGAAUGAGAUCUUUGCAUCCCGUCACCAGGAUGUCAACAGUGUGGCCUGUAUUGAAGACAAAUGCUAUGUCCUAACGUUGGCACAGUAUUGUCGAUUUUGUGCCUUGGUAAAGCGCCGCAGGGAGGGUGUACACGACAGCGCCGUCUCCCUCGUGGUGCCCCCCGUUCUUAGCAACGCCAUGCCCACCCACCACUGUGUGCCCGACGACGUCGACCCAGAGCUGGUGCUGUUCUGUCGACACGUCUACGACUUCCGCUACGGACGCCUCCUGAAGAACCUGCAGUAGUGUCUCUCUCUCUCUCUCUGCUGCAUCGGGGGCAGAUCGCGUAACCUUUCCGUCAUCCUCCAUGAGUUUUAUUCUCGCGGCCUCGUAAGAAGAAUUUGAUCAGCUCUGAACCGUUCGUGUUUUAACACCAUGCAUUUGUCGUGCAUCAGAUUUAUGUGGCGGCGUGAGUGGCCUGUGGUGAUGUAGCAGCUGUCGGAAGAACAUGGAAGUUACCCUGCUGUAAAAAACAAAAAACAACAAAAAAAAAAAAAAACGCUACUGUAGCUCUUAGAAAUGUGACAUUUGACAGAUCUGCAUCUGGUGUUUUUAUGUGAGUGACGCUGCUGUCUGCCUGACAGAUAUCAGACGCGUACAGUGCUUCGAUGAUCUGCUCAUAGCUAAUGAAAACCCGGGGCGUGUCGCGUUGGCUGAAGGAGUGGGUGAGGAUUUCACCACAUCUCAUCUGAUUUCCCUCUGAUUUAAAUGGAUGAUAAAUGUCUUGUCGCUGCACACAGAGACCUAGAGUGCAUUUUACUGGUUUUAGGGGGUUUCCCUAAAUAUGUGCUUUGGAUAAUCACCAAUAAUUGACCUUGAGACUGCUAACGGUCAACUUGCAAAGUGAAAACAGUAUUAAUUUUGCUGCGGGAACCAGAAAGGCACUAACUGCAGUCAGACGUCACAGAGAUUAUGAGUUGCUGUUUUCAACUCGGGGUGCAUCCACAACAACAGUUUUGUUUUAAAUGAAUCUCACGUUUGCCGUUUUAGCGCCUCCUAGCUACACCAUUGCAGUAUGUUAGGACCCCUAUAAUGAAUUUGGUGAGAAAAACUGGAGGAUUAACAGCACAAAAUAAAUCAGUGAUUUUAACCAGCAUGGCAACUCUGCAUCAGACAAACCCGCCAGCUCUUUAUACUCAAAUUGUUUCCUUUUAGUUUGACAUAUUUCCAGUCUAAUAGAUCUCACAAUACAAACCGUAUCAAUAAACCACCUGUUUCCCAAUAAAUCAAUUAACCUAAAUGGCAAAUCUCCAUUUUUUUAAUGUAACGGUAUAGA